Caretta caretta (loggerhead turtle) is the source of this 2043-nucleotide messenger RNA. RefSeq names its product Fc mu receptor (gene FCMR). The record is from RefSeq and is a predicted model, not a curated record. Gene Ontology annotation, molecular function: transmembrane signaling receptor activity. NCBI's taxonomy places the organism in Eukaryota, Metazoa, Chordata, Testudines, Cheloniidae. Gene Ontology annotation, cellular component: plasma membrane.
AUAAGACAGAAAUCUAAAUAAAGAAAGAAAAUAAUUCAGUCCAGGUGCAACCUCACAACAAGGUUACGCCUGGGAUGAAUUUGGUCCAAUAUGUUUUAAAGCCUCCUAUAAAAGGCUGCAUACCAUUUGUAGAGAGAGAAAGGAACUGAUAGAGAACCUCAAGCAUAGCGAGUUCUUUUUGUUGCUUUACUCCUUUCUGUUACUGGAAAUACGUGCCACAGGAAGCAAGCAGCCUUCACGGAGCGUGCACUCUCCUGUUUUACUAAGGGAGAAGAUGGAGUUCAUCAGGACGUUACUUUUCUUGCUGCAAGUUUCAAGUGCAGCAAGACGACGCAUUCAAGUGACUGGUGAGGUUGGAGGAUCCAUCACUAUAAAGUGUCCCGCGAAGGACAUUUCCAGGCGAAAAUUCUGGUGCAGGGAGCUCGAGACAGGGAUCUGUGUCACCAUCGUCUCCACCUCUCCAUACAUCAAUGAGAAUUACAGGAAUAGAAUAUCCGUCACUGAGGGGCCUCGGGAAGGAAUAUUUCAAAUUACAAUCACAAGGCUGGAAAAGGAGGACGCUGGGCUGUACACGUGUGGGACAGGAAAUCAAAACGACAGAGGCAGUGGAAGGACCCUCCAAGUGGAGCUGGAGGUUUCCAAUGGGAGCGCUCCACCCAGAACGGGCAUGUUGUCUGCUGAACCCCUGGGACAUGAGAGACCUAUUGUGGUAUCAGAAGAGUCUGGCAGCAAAGGCCCUGACACUCAAGGAGUCACACAACCACAGAUGACUAAUGGAACAUGGGCAAAAUAUACCUCCUAUGCUGCGCCUGGCAUCAAAUUCCCUGAAGGUACAAUAAUCAUGCCUGCAGCCAUCACUGGCAGCAUUGUUACCUUUGCAGAGACUGGAAGUAUAACAAAAGGGAUUCCAAAGAGUUCCAGGACAAUCAGCUAUGCAAAUCCCAGGCAUACAAAUCGCCUCUUGAGAAGCAAUUAUGGGAAUGAUGUCUUUCAAAUCCUGAUACCAAUUCUCCUGAUGAUGCUGCUGCUUGUGGCUUCUAUGAUAAUUGUUAGAAAACAGCUACGAGGGAAGAAAGGUAUUACAAUCUACAUGUCUGGAUGUUUUGGAGAAGCAGCUUCCAGUGAAAGCUAUGGAAUAAAUCUGAGGUUGAGCGCGCUCGAACGUGGCCAAGGGCACAUUCCAAUGGAAAAUAUCUACAGCGUGUUACCCCGCAGGCUCGAGGGAGCUGACAGGAAUGGUUCUCAUGUACUACAUGACUCAUAUCACUGCAGAGUUGACUUAUAAGAGCUGCUGUGACUGCACAUUUGCGCAUGGAUCACCAGGCACAGCUGAGGAGGGACCUGAGGCCCAUACAAAGCCGCCUCCAAUCGGCACCUGAACCCUACAUAUCAAAGCAUGACUUUGAUGCUCUGUAACCACACUGCCCUGCAGAAGCUGGUCUGUAUGCUUUCUCCACACAACGUGCUCAGGCUGAGUUUACAAAGGUACAAUGGAUGUGCUGUGGUUGUUUAAAUGUGAUUUUUCUAAUUUGCGCUGCAGAUCUUGGUCUGUACAGAUGGUUGCCAAAACAUGCAGGUUGAGGCAAACAAUUAUAAGCAGAGGUAAACUUUCCCCCUCAAUAUUUAUUGACUAUGGCUGAAGAUUUCUCCUAUGCAGAGGGCCAGUGCAGGACCUAAGCACCAUUUAAAUCCUCAAAUUAGGUUAAUAGACUGAAGUGUUGUCUAGGUUUGCUCAUUGCACAAGAAUGGAUUUCACCCUAUAAGCUCAUUGACAUUUUGAGAUAGCAUUAAACUUCAUCUUUAUUGUUGGCUUGAACUAGGUGAAUAUAGUUGGUAAUCCAGUGCCCAGAAAAAGGAGGAGAAUUGUUUUGCAAAUUUUCUCAUGUUUCAUCAAAUGCAUUUUUGGUGCGAAAUUUCUGAUCAUCUAUGAAACUGGCUGGAAAACAGAGGGUUGGUUUUUGGGGUCCCCCCCCCUUUCCAAAUACUUUAUACAUGUUUUUCAUUGAAAUAAAUAAAAAUGUUUUGGAGAAAAUUUUAGGUGAC